Messenger RNA from Dioszegia hungarica, 852 nucleotides. RefSeq lists its product as uncharacterized. Lineage: Eukaryota; Fungi; Basidiomycota; Tremellomycetes; Tremellales; Bulleribasidiaceae. The record is from RefSeq and is a predicted model, not a curated record. The transcript has 4 exons. The coding region runs from base 1 to 852 and encodes 283 amino acids.
AUGCCUCUCCCGCCCCCACCUUAUACCCCAUCGCAACCUCUAAUCAAGCCCUCGGACCUUUCAGCUCUACCUCUGCCGAUUAUCUUCAAGAUCAUCAGCUACACGCUGGACCCACGCGCUACACCAAAUAGGUGGAUCACGGACCUGGAGGAGGAGAAGGUGAGGCGGAUAUGGGGACUAUUUAUCGCACUCAGAGGAGUCUGCCGGAGUUUCUGGCUAGUAUCGACAUCAAUCCUCCGUACGACGUAUCACCCGCCGUACCUCAACCUAAUCCAGCCGGGCUACUCCUCCGACGCGUAUCCCCACGACUCCCACCCGUCGUACUUUGACUCUGCAAUUACUCCUGCGUCUGACAGUAAAGAAGAUGGUCCAGUAACUCCGGCAUCGACCGGGAAGACUGGGUCGGUACUUGCUGGUCGGUCCCGAGAAACGGCGGUCUUUGAUCGAUGGAUCGCCAUUAGGGUCGGCGAGGAACUGCGGUCGGUCGAGAGCUCGCUCAGUGAGGAAAGUGGAGCAGCGCAGGAGAUCUUCUCCCGCUUCCAGCCCGUUGCCCGAAUCGAAGACCUCCUACCGGUUUACAUUCCCAUUACUCUCGUCAAGCCCAGGCAUACCGCACCUGACGCACCUACGACCACUCUCCCUCUUCCGCAUACACAUCUUAGCGUAACGCUUACGCCGUCAUGGUGUCAGCUCUGGAGAUGGGCGAUGCCGUAUGGACGAGGAAGGAACGGGAAGGAUAUGGUCCUGGAGGUGAGGAGACAGGAAACGCUGGAGGGGACUGUAAAGAGAUUGGGGGAGGGGCUGGCGGAUAUGGCAGAGGGGCUGGUUCAAUGGGGUGGGAGGGUAUUAUGA